UUGUUAGUUCUUAAACCCGUCACCUGAAACCCUUUUGCUGUUUGCACACACUCGAAACGAUGUCGUCUCUAUCUCGUUUUCUCCGUGGCACCUUUAACAUCUCUACGAUCCGCCGUUUUUCCUCCGCCGCCACCGUAGCCUCUGAAACCACCGCAACAUCGGCAGUCUCGGCUGCAAUCUCGCCACCUCAAAAGUCACUUGCCAGUAUCGUAAAUGGCGAACGAAACCCCAAACAAAUCGUGGAGAAGUUCAAGAAGGCAUGUGAGUCGGAGCGGUUCCGGAAUAACAUAGCCGUGUACGAUAGAACCGUGCGUCGUCUCGUCGCAGCAAAGAGAUUACACUUUGUCGAAGAGAUUUUGGAGGAGCAGAAGAAGUACCGCGACAUGUCAAAAGAGGGAUUCGCGGCGAGGAUCAUUUCUCUCUACGGGAAAGCGGGUCUGUUUGAAAACGCACAGAAGGUGUUCGACGAAAUGCCUGACAGAAACUGCAAAAGGUCAGUGUUGUCCUUCAAUGCCUUGCUUAGUGCAUAUCGGCUUUCCAAGAAAUUCGAUGUGGUUGAAGAACUUUUCAAUGAGUUACCAGGGAAGUUAUCAAUCAAACCAGAUAUUGUAUCUUACAACACAUUGAUCAAGGCACUGUGUGAGAAGGAUUCUUUACCCGAAGCUGUUGCAUUGCUUGAUGAGAUUGAGAACAAGGGUUUGAAACCUGAUAUAGUUACAUUCAACACAGUUUUACUCUCGUCGUAUUUGAAGGGACAGUUUGAGCUAGGAGAAGAGAUAUGGGCCAAAAUGGUGGAGAAGAAUGUAACGAUAGACAUCAGGACUUACAAUGCCCGGUUGCUUGGAUUAGCCUACGAGGUGAGGUCAAAAGAGCUACUUAGUCUCUUUGAAGAACUGCAGGCUAGUGGGAUCAAACCUGAUGUCUACAGCUUCAAUGCUAUGAUUAGAGGGUCUAUCAAUGAAGGAAAAAUGGAUGAAGCUGAAUCGUGGUACAAAGAAAUUAUGAAGCACGGGUAUCGUCCUGAUAAAGCUACAUUUGCUCUAUUGCUUCCUGCUAUGUGCAAAGCUGGCGACUUUGAGUCUGCGAUUGAGCUCUGCAAGGAGACAUUCAGUAAGCGCUAUCUUGUCGGUCAAGCGACUUUGCAGAAGGUAGUUGAUGAAUUGGUGAAAGGAUCCAAGAGAGAAGAAGCUGAGGAGAUUGCGGAGAUUGCAAAGACCAAUGAUUUCUUAAAGUUCAAUCUAAAUUUGCCGUCCCAGGAAGAGUAAGUGGUUCAUUUGUUACUCUAGUAGUAUCUCGUUGCAUUGUGUGAGCGCCCCUUAGGCUAUAUGUAUUUGUGGAUGGUACCCGGUUUGUGGCUUUUCUACUUGUUUGAACUUUCCUCUCUCUUGUUUCUUUUUCUGUAGCUCGGUAAUUUAAGUUUGACAAAGAAAACGGCAUGUAGUUGAGGUUUAGGCAGAAGAAAUGCUACGAAUUUUAAUAAAUUUAAGUUAUUUUGGAAAAA
Capsella rubella is the source of this 1501-nucleotide messenger RNA. RefSeq names its product pentatricopeptide repeat-containing protein At1g55890, mitochondrial. The transcript has a single exon. The record is from RefSeq and is a predicted model, not a curated record. NCBI's taxonomy places the organism in Eukaryota, Viridiplantae, Streptophyta, Magnoliopsida, Brassicales, Brassicaceae. The coding region runs from base 60 to 1265 and encodes 401 amino acids. Gene Ontology annotation, molecular function: protein binding. Gene Ontology annotation, cellular component: chloroplast.